Messenger RNA from Phalaenopsis equestris, 1163 nucleotides. RefSeq names its product yrdC domain-containing protein, mitochondrial. Lineage: Eukaryota; Viridiplantae; Streptophyta; Magnoliopsida; Asparagales; Orchidaceae. Gene Ontology annotation, molecular function: double-stranded RNA binding; tRNA binding; nucleotidyltransferase activity. The record is from RefSeq and is a predicted model, not a curated record. The transcript is spliced from 6 exons. Gene Ontology annotation, biological process: regulation of translational fidelity. Gene Ontology annotation, cellular component: cytoplasm. Bases 206 to 1036 code for a protein of 276 amino acids.
CUUCUCCUUCCUCCCCCCACUCUUGAGUCUUGCCCCCGAAACCCUCGCCAAGUUCCCUACCCUUUCCACCCUCGAGCUACAGUAGCGAUUUGAGAGCUACCUGGGAAGGCAACGAAGGAAUCGCAGCGUACAAAGAGCACCGAAACUCACAUCUUUUUCUUCAUCCUGCUUCGCUCCUGCGCGAAACCAUUGAGGAAGGUGAGAGAUGGUGAUUACUCGUAUGGCGAUCUCAAUGAAGUCUCUUCUUUCAUUCCCCAUCAGAAAGUUUUGCUGGAGGUCAACUCACCUUUUAAGUGCGGUCUCUUUAUGUCAGGAAAAGAGGCCUAACUCUGCCUUUCGGUGUAGAAUGUCUCAAGACCUUGAGAAAACUUGCAAGGAGAUGGGAAGCAAAGCUGGUAUGCUGGUCUUAGCUUCAGAACGCUACAUUGAGGAAUCAAUUAAGGCAAUUAAAGCUGGAAAGAUUAUAGCAGUUCCGACGGAUACACUUUAUGGAUUGGCUUGUGAUGCAUGUUCUGCCGCAGCAAUUAAUGAGAUUUAUGAAGUCAAAGGGCGUCAACUGACAAGCCCUCUUGCAAUUUGUGUUGCUGAUGUUUCAGAUAUACCUCGCUUUGCUCUUGUGGACGGUUUACCUCACGGUCUAUUAGAUAGUCUUCUACCUGGGCCUGUUACUCUUGUUCUUAGGAGAGAUGAUUCCAGCAUUCUGGAGAAGUCACUAAACCCAGGCUUACAUAGCAUCGGUGUUCGAAUCCCAGACUAUAAAUUUAUUCGUGCAAUUGCUCGUGGUUCUGGGAGCGCCUUAGCUCUAACAAGCGCGAAUCUCAGCGGACAACCUAGUAGCAUCAGCCCAAAAGAUUUUGAGCACCUCUGGAACCGUUGUGCAUAUGUUUUUGAUGGAGGCUUGCUUCAGGGCAGUCGUGCUGGUUCGACGGUGGUGGAUCUUACGAAUCCUGGUUCGUAUAAGAUGUUGAGGCCAGGAAGUGCGAUGGAGAAAACUGUUGCAGUGCUUCUUAGCUUCGGUUUGGAAGAAGCAAUUUGAGAGAAGGUUAUCAUGAAGGAUUCCUUCAGCCCUGCUGAUCAAGAAUGGCAAGCUUAUCGGUUGAUCUUUUUUAGUUAAUGUUAUUUUUUUUAAUCUUUAAUUAUACAGAAAUAGAAGUGAAGGUGAU